AAAGCCUGAUACCUUGUCUGACCCCCCUCUGAACCCUUAUUGCAACCCAGUGAAUAUAUCGCCGAAUAUCACACUCUUCUUUCUUCUUCUCUUUUCUUCUUCUUUCCUUGCUCCGAUCUUGGCCGAUGUGCAGCAAGAGAUAGAUAAGCUGUGCAACACUUCAGAAAAGUUGUUUCUUCCGAGGUUCAGGCAGUCAAAGUGGCGUUCAUCGUGUCCUUGCAGAGGCACCACCAGAACAGACUCCAUGAUUCAAUAACACACCGCCCCGCCCCCUUCCCAUCCGCAAGCCACUGCCUGUCGGUCUUGCGCAAGAGCAAGGACGACUUCGGAGUGACCUGAGAGCAAGGUUCUCACGCUGAUAUCGACUAGGUUACUGUCUUCGAACUCCAUUUUUCUCUGGGGCGAAGACGGCCAGAGCCAAUAUGCCGACUCUUGCGUUGACCAACUUCAACAUUGUUGUCUCCGUUCUGGGAGGAUGGAUCUCAGUAUUUGGGCUUGUGAGCUACCUGAUGAAGGAGAACUUCUAUCUCUCGGAGGCCUUGAUAUCACUCUUGGCCGGAGUUGCGUUCUCGCCUCGUGCUGCGAACCUCAUACGGCCUCUUGACUACGCUGGCUCCUCAGCAAGUCUCGAUGCCAUCACCCUCUACUUCUCGCGCCUCGUCCUCGGUGUGCAGCUUGUACUCGCUGGCGUACAGCUCCCUAGCCGCUACCUCAAGGCCCAAUGGCGCCCACUCUCCAUCCUGCUCGGCCCUAUUAUGGCGUGCAUGUGGAUCACCACCUCCCUUCUCAUCUGGGGUCUCGUGCCCAACCUGCCCUUCCUUCACGCGCUGGCCAUUGGUUCCUGCCUGACACCCACGGAUCCUAUUCUGUCCAACGUCAUCGUCAAGGGAAAGUACGCAGACCACAACGUUCCCAAAGACCUGCAGAAGAUCAUCAUUGCCGAGUCUGGUGCGAAUGAUGGGUUCGGUUAUCCAUUCUCGUUUCUGGCACUGUACCUCAUCAAGUAUGUCGGUACGGGGUCGGGAGUGGCCGGUCAACAAGGAGGGGCAAGCGCGGCAAUGGGCAUGUGGUUUGGAGAGACAUGGGGUUAUACGAUCCUCUUGAGCGUGGUCUACGGUUUCGCUGUGGGCUGGAUCGCCAAGGAGCUUUUGCAUUGGGCCGAGGAACGCAAAUACGUUGACCGGGAGAGUUUUCUAGUGUUUGCUUUCUCGCUUGCGCUCUUCAUCAUUGGAACCUGCGGCAUGAUUGGCAGCGAUGAUGUCCUCGCGUGCUUCAUUGCUGGCAACUCCUUUACUUGGGACGAUUGGUUCCGCCUCGAGACCAUCGACGACUCUCUGCAGCCCACUAUCGACAUGCUCCUCAACGUCACCAUCUUCAUGUGGUAUGGUGCCGUAUGCCCCUGGGAUAUGUUUCGAGAGAAUUCGGUCAUUCCUCUGUAUCGCCUGGUGCCUCUUGGCAUCCUGAUCCUACUGGUCCGGAGACUCCCUUGGAUACUGGCCAUCCACAAGAAGAUCCCACAGAUUGAACAUCUUCGCCAGGCUAUAUUCGUUGGUUUUUUUGGACCGAUGGGCGUGUCGGCAAUCUUUUACUUAUACAUCACCAAUGAGUUCCUGGACACGCUCAAGGACGAGAACGGGGAUCUCAGAAGUGAUGUGGCAAAGUUGCCAGAGGCGGUGCUAGUCGUGGUUUGGUUCGCGUGUAUCUGCAGUGCGGUCGUCCAUGGUCUCAGCAUUCCCCUUGGGAAGCUAGGCUACUAUCUGCCCCAGACGAUCUCUCGCGCUGUGACGGACGAACCAGAGACAGGCGGCGGUGCGUUCCACAUCCGCAGCCGAGUCAGCAGCAGUGGUCUCCGCCUUCCUACCUUUGUAUCCAUGUCACGCCACAACUCAGACGAGCAGACCCGUGUCACGGGGCCCCGCAGCGCUGGUACGUCGAGGGCGAACUCAGUGCGGCCUGUGUGGAGGAUCGGUGGGAGUGUCAUCCCUUCCAAGAAGUCUGGAGCAGAAGGAGAGCAGGGAACUACUCUCGGGGAAGGCGCCCGUGCUGGUGAGGAUGGAGGGAGUGGAUCGGGUAAAGCGCCGGCUUUUGACCCGGGUGAUCGAACUAUUCGGUUCCCUGAUGAGACUCACAAAGGCGCCGUUGGUGUUGGACAAGGGAGCGCAGAGGAUGCUGAGCUUUCUGCACCCGGCAUCCCUUCUCCUUCUUCUUCUUCUUCUUCUUCUCCUCCUCCUCGUACCGACUGACAACGGCCCGCGCGGUGUGGUACUUUUGACGUGCGUGGCGGGAUGUGUGCUGCAGGUUUUUUUUUUGGGGGGGGGGGGGUUCUUUUCCAAAAUUUUUUCCCCAACAGGGCAUGCUGUGGGAAGUCGUUUUCGGCUCACCGACCAGAUGGAUUUCUCCUCCACCGUCUCCUCUCUUUUUAAACAUAUUCCCCCAGAGGCGUCUGCCUAUGCACAUGAGUAUCGCCUCAGACAAACCCUGCAGAUUAGAUGUGCGGACUGACCUGAUUCUAUCAAGAAGGGAGUGGAUUAUAAGCACAUAUUUACGCAAGUGGACAUGAAAUAUUCGACUCUAUAAAUUGUGCGUUCAUAUAGAAUCAACAGGUGAUUAUUGCAGUGUACCAUCAGCCUC
Messenger RNA from Cryphonectria parasitica EP155, 2631 nucleotides. RefSeq lists its product as uncharacterized. The coding region runs from base 423 to 2243 and encodes 606 amino acids. Gene Ontology annotation, molecular function: sodium:proton antiporter activity. The record is from RefSeq and is a predicted model, not a curated record. Gene Ontology annotation, cellular component: plasma membrane. The transcript has 7 exons. Gene Ontology annotation, biological process: proton export across plasma membrane; regulation of membrane potential; sodium ion export across plasma membrane. NCBI's taxonomy places the organism in Eukaryota, Fungi, Ascomycota, Sordariomycetes, Diaporthales, Cryphonectriaceae.